AUGGCUCUUGGCAAGUUGCCAUCAUCAAAUUUUGGCAAUAUUUCACGCUGGUAUAAACAUAUUGACUCUUUCGGUGAGGAAAGAAAAAAGUUUCCUAAUCCACAGGAAAGUGGUAAUCCUGAACCAGUCAAAUGUUCCUCAGCUGCCUCAAAUGACCUGGUAGAUGAUUUGUUCGACUCUGAUGAUGAAGAGGAUGCAGAGUAUGAAAAAGUAAAAGCUGAACGCCUAGCUUCCUAUUCAGCGAAAAAAGCACAAAAGCAAGGUCCUGUGGCCAAAUCCACCAUUGUUCUUGAUGUUAAACCAUGGGAUGAUGAAACUAAAAUGGAAGAUAUUGAAGCAGCUGUCCGCAGCAUUCAACUUGAUGGCCUGUUGUGGGGUGCAUCCAAAUAUGUCCCUUUGGCCUAUGGUAUCAAAAAGCUUCAGAUUGGCUGUGUUGUUGAAGACGAUAAGGUCGGAACUGAUUUGUUAGAAGAAGAAAUUAUGAAGUUUGAAGAUCUCGUACAAUCAGUUGAUGUUGCUGCUUUUAACAAACUAUAAUUUUAUUCUGGUAUAUUAAAAGUUCUGUUAG
Schistosoma turkestanicum is the source of this 568-nucleotide messenger RNA. Lineage: Eukaryota; Metazoa; Platyhelminthes; Trematoda; Strigeidida; Schistosomatidae. The record is from the annotation of a GenBank genome assembly.